AGUGACGUCCAUUGCCGACUCGCCUCACAAGAUGAAAAGAAGCGACCGAACGACGCUGAGUGAAAUCAAGGCUCUGGGCUGCAAGGGUAAGGAAUCAGCUGACCUGAGUGGUAUCACCAUUCAGGUUCCCUCCAUCCCGCCUUCGUCUCAGCGCUACUGUAACGUCAUCGACAUUAUCUACAAGCUGAAGUUCAUCGUGAACAUCCCCGGCCCACACAAGGACCUGGAAGUGGACGUGCCCAUCACCAUCGGCUCCAUCCCGCUGAGGAGCUAUUACCCACUAGCCCCUUCGUUCCCGUCACAACCGGAGGAACAGCCGACAUCCACCGACCCAAGUCUUCCACCUCCUCCGUACUACGCCGUGUCCAGUACAGGUCCUGUGAAGAUCAAAGACGACGAAGAAAAGGCCGCCGACAAAAAUGACAUGGGGGAGAAGGAGUUCGCCCCCAAGUACGCCUACUACGAUUGGAGCAAACACACUUAGGUCUAGCGUUGAAGUACUAAGGUCUACCGUUGACGUACUAAGCGUCGAAGUAUUUAGGUCUUGCACAUGCGUGGAUGUACUUAUUAUGUCUUGUGUUUGCGUACUUAGGUCUUGAGGUGACGUUUUGCAAUCGUCAAAAGUAUUUAGUUGUUUUCUCUGGUUAUUUCUUUCGGUAUUCAUAGUUUACUGUAAAAGUUUGUAGCGAAAGUUCGCGUGCAAGUUCGUAGCAGAAGGCAAGAACGUAUACAUGGUAGAAACAUAAGAGACAUACAUAAGAGACAAUAGACAGUGAUCAACACUAUUUAAAAGAAGGGAACCACUUAAAUAAUAGU
Molecule: messenger RNA, 816 nt
Organism: Branchiostoma floridae (Florida lancelet)
Lineage: Eukaryota; Metazoa; Chordata; Leptocardii; Amphioxiformes; Branchiostomatidae
Exons: 3
Coding region: 32-484 (150 amino acids)
Biological process (GO): protein transport
Cellular component (GO): cytoplasm
Source: RefSeq, a predicted model, not a curated record